Molecule: messenger RNA, 4018 nt
Organism: Amblyraja radiata (thorny skate)
Lineage: Eukaryota; Metazoa; Chordata; Chondrichthyes; Rajiformes; Rajidae
Gene: mdm4
Product: MDM4 regulator of p53
Exons: 11
Coding region: 190-1701 (503 amino acids)
Biological process (GO): regulation of cell cycle; negative regulation of apoptotic process; cell cycle
Cellular component (GO): nucleus
Molecular function (GO): ubiquitin protein ligase activity; p53 binding
Source: RefSeq, a predicted model, not a curated record
AAGUGGAGUGGGCGGGAGCUUCCGAGGAGGGUUCAACAUGGCGGCGAGACGGCGGGCGCCCGUCACCGACUGACGGCUUUCCCCGCCUCCCCCACCGCCGCCUCUAGCGGCUAGGCCCGGCCCGGCCCGGCCCGUGUGUGAGCAGCAGCGAUGGACACCGGGCGUUAGUGUGAGCAAAACCCUGUCAACAUGACAACAGCAUCCACAUCUAAACCAUAUACAUCAUCUGAUAAUCCAUGCAGUAUAUCAGCAGAAAAGGUUGGCCAGAUAAGGCCAAAGGUGCCGCUGCUGACCAUUCUACAUGAAGCAGGUGCGUCCGGGGAAACCUUCACAUUGAAGGAGGUGAUGUAUUAUCUCGGUCAGUAUAUCAUGUUAAAGCAACUCUACGAUCAACAGCAGCAACACAUUGUGUAUUGUGGAAAUGAUGCACUUGGAAAAGUAUUUGGAGUCCAAAGUUUCUCUGUCAAAGAUCCAAGCCAGUUGUAUGACAUGCUUUCGAGGAACCUGAUAGCUGCCAACUUCCAAGAUGCUGCACAGACCUGCACACUUGUAAAGGAUACGAAAUGCCUGCCUAUGAGGGAAGACCAGCCGAAGUGUUCUGCAUCAGGGGAACGCGAAGAAGCACCGACUGCCUGGAACCAACCCACUUCCGCUACCUCACACUUAAAAAGGAAGAGCUCCGAAUCAGAUGAGUCUCUAACAGAUGAAAACCUUGAAGCUAAGAGGCUCAAAGCGGAUAAUGUUUCUGAUCUCUGGGACACUGCCGGACUGCCGUGGUGGUUCAUUAAAACCUUGCGCACCAAUUAUGGAAGCAUGAAAAGCGGAUCAACAGAUAUUCAUAGCAACCAGGAUAUAGACACCGCCAUUGUCUCUGACUCCACCGAUGACCUGUGGUUUCUCAAUGAACCAGCUGCUGACCAGGCCAACGUGGACGCCAUGUUGGACAAUACUGAGUUGAAAGGGAAAGAUGAUUAUGAGGGUGAGGUGGAGGAAGGCAAAGACACCGAUCACAAGGAGGUUAUUGGAGUUACAGUAUUUGAGGGGGUGAAGGACCCGCUGGGCUCGGAGGACGAUACUGACACUGAGGUAUCCGAAGAGGCCGACGACUCCCAAGAUUCAAAGGUCUCUUGGAAAUGCACCAAAUGUGGUCGGUGUAACCCCUCUCAGAAGCAGUACUGCCUCCAGUGCUGGGCUCUCCGUAAAGGCUGGCACCUCAAUUGCCCCAAGUUUGUACCUUGCGCUUCUGAACCCUCCAUUGUUGGUUUUGUGGAAACCGAGGAAGGUGAAGGGAUCGACGUUCCCGACUGCCGGCGCUCCAUCUCGGAGCCGCUGCCUCGGACCGAGGAAGCCAGACGCAAGGACAAGGGGAAGCACCCCCAGUGCCGCUCCUCCGGCUUCCCCCCGGGACGACGCCUGCAAGCCUCCACGUCGAGCACCAGCUUAGGCGGGAGUAAAGAGGAGCUGGGAUCUUCGGGUGAAGAAAUGAGGCUGAAAUCGGAGGGGUCCUUGCAGCAGCAGAGGAGCCGCUUGGGGCCCUGCAUUCUGUGCGGCCUGCGUCCCAGGACCGGUAAUAUAAUUCACGGGAAGACGGGACACCUCGUGGCGUGCUACGCCUGCGCCAAAACGCUGCACAAGCGCAAACUGCCCUGCCCUGUCUGUGUGCAGCCAAUCAGUACUGUCAUUAAAACCUUCGUAGGAUGAGCAUCUUGCUUGGAUAGAUUCCAGGAGGAGGUGUAGGACCCAACGUGAAGAUAACCACACUGCUUGCAGUCUCCCGGUGCAGAGCUACCCAGACCUGAAACAUCACCUGUCCACGUCCUCCAGAGAUGCUGCCUGUGUUCCGUGAGACAUGCAAUGUGUGUCUUAUCUCCGGUUUAAACCAGCAUCUGCAGUUCCUUCCUACGCAAACUCAGAUUCCAGAUCUCAGUGGCCAGCCUCCUGCGGAAGUAAUGAAAGAGACCCGUUCCUUCAGACAAGCUGCCUAUUUGGAUCAUUACCAGGCAGUGUUUUGCCAUGAACUAACUGCCCUGGUUUCUCAACCUAGCUUUUUAAAACAAACACUGCCGGGGGGGGGGGGGGGGGGGGGGGAGACAAGCACAUUGCCAAGCUCCUUUACGUAAAGACUUAAUUAACCGUGACACUCAACGGGAUAUGUGAUCGAAUUACCGAGACCAUCGGUUUGUUUUUGCUGCUUGAGUGGGUGACAUUUAACGUUCAUUUGCCAGUUCAGCCAAACUGCCACAGAGGUGAGAUGAAAGUCAAAGUAUUUUGAGGAUUUCACACGAUGGGAUGCUCACAACGUCGGAACUCAGUGAGGAAUUGACGGCGUUAUUUAUUUGCACAAUUUUUGGAGCAGUGUCCAGCUCUUUGUGAAUAGUACCGAUAUAAAAAAAGUUUGCCACAUUUUGUUUUUGUUUUUUAAAGUUCGGUUUGUUAAAUAUGUGCAAAAUAAUAAAGUUGGCUAGGGUGAUACUUGGAUUUCCGUUCAAAGAUAUAUAUAUAUAUAUAAUUAUACCUUCGCUUGAGACCCAAGAUAUUUUUCUCUCGCGCUGGCUAGAAGGAUCGUCUUGUUUAGGAUUGUACAUCUCGUUAAGUUAAGUGCCCCCAUCGUAUUCGUUAACUAACCAGUGUCAUCCAGAAUGGAGAAGACAUCGCUAUUGAAUUGUAAAAACACUAAUGUCGUAAUCAGUAUUAAGCUAUCAGUAGCGAGGGAAUUCCAUGUAUGUAAAGCUGCUUAGAAACAAGUGUGUUCAUAAGAGCAGAUUUAGGGUAUAGAAACAGAAAAACAGGUGCAGGAGUGGGCCAUUCAGCCCUUUGAGCCAGCACCAGCAUACGAUAUGACCAUGGCUGAUUGUCCAAAAUCAGUACCCCGUUUCUGCUUUCUCCCCAUAUCCCUCGAUUCCAUUAGCCCUAAGAGCUAAAUCUAACUCGCUAGAAAACAUCCAGAGAAUUGGCCUCCACUGCCUUCUGUGGCCGAGAAUUCCACAGAUUCACAACUCUCUGGAUGAAAAGGUUUUUCCUCAUCUCCGUCCUAAAUGGCCGACCCCUUAUUCUUAAACUGUGUGACCCAUUUGGCCCAUCAAGUCUACUCUGCCAAUUUAAUCGUGGCUGAUCUAUCUUUCCCUCUCGGUCCCAUUCUCCUGCCUUCUCCCCAUAACCCUUGACAACCCGCACUAAUCAAGAACCUGUCCAUCCCCACUGUGGCGAUGAAUUCCACAGAUUCACCACCCUCUGACUAAAGAAAUCCCCGCCAUCUCCUUUCUAAAGGUACGCCUUUCCAGUUUCCCUUCUGAGGCUGUGGCCUCUGGUCCAAGACUCUCCCACUAGUGGAAAUAUUCUCCCCACAUUCACUCUAUCCAGUGUGUGAAGAUACCAGUGCAUUUUAGUGCAAAAUCAUCACCAGUAAAGGGUCCGUCCCACUUACGCGAUUUUUUUCGGCAGGUGGCCGAAAAUUUUUAACGUGUUGAAAAUCCAGCGGUGACUGGAAAAAGGUACGACUCUGGGCGACUACUCACGACAAUACAGGCGUGUAAGUGGAACAGGACCUUAAGGGGCCUCUUUAUCCUGACAUUGUGAAGCCAGCAAACACUAUGAUGGCGGAGAUGCCACCAAAUGUAAUUCUGGUUUGCAAUGAAAAUUAAUGAUCUUAUUAUAUAUUUUGAACACAUAAGAAUUUGAGUUGAUGUCCCAGCAUAAGUGUUGGGAUUGUGCUAACACCGAAGGGAAUAUUGUCUCGUACAUCUUACAACGGAUGUGGAGCCAGUUCACAGUUUUAUCUGCGUUUUGACAUGGUAUUGAAAUAGCUUUGCGAAGAAUUAUUUUUGGAGAAUGAUAAAAGUCUGCACUGCCGUUGUGUCUGACAGUAGGGCCAGUGCAACAUCCUUCUCAUUACGCUCCCGGCCAAAACCUGUCACAUUUAAAUGUUCGAUUUACCUGCAAACAGUGCUAACCGUUCGAAUUCAGUGAAAGAAAAUGUACAGCUCAACGUUAAUAAAAUAUUUGACUAUUUAUUAUCAAA